Terrapene triunguis (Three-toed box turtle) is the source of this 648-nucleotide messenger RNA. It is a transcript of the gene SERPINE1, whose product is annotated as serpin family E member 1. NCBI's taxonomy places the organism in Eukaryota, Metazoa, Chordata, Testudines, Emydidae. Bases 1 to 648 code for a protein of 215 amino acids. The record is from RefSeq and is a predicted model, not a curated record. Gene Ontology annotation, molecular function: serine-type endopeptidase inhibitor activity. Gene Ontology annotation, biological process: negative regulation of plasminogen activation; negative regulation of vascular wound healing; negative regulation of endopeptidase activity. The transcript is spliced from 4 exons.
AUGGGGGACAGGCAGGAGCGGGGUAUCCCCCAGGCCCUGCGGUGGCUGCGCAAGGAGCUGACGGCCCCGAAGAACCAGGACAAGGUGGACGUCGCCGAUGCGCUCUUCGUGCAGCGCGACCUAGGGCUGGCCCCCGGGUUCAUGAAGACGUUCGCCCGUGCCUUCCGCCAGACCGUCAAACAGGUCAACUUCACGGAGGGCGAGCGGGCUCGCUUCAUCAUCAACGACUGGGUCAAGGACAGCACCCAUGGGAUGAUCAGUGACUUCCUGGGGACGGGCACCGUGGACGACCUGACCCGCCUGGUGCUGGUGAACGCUGUGUAUUUCAAGGGGCUCUGGAAGCUGCCUUUCCCGGAGGCGGCCACGCGCCAGCGCAUCUUCCACAAGUCGGACGGGAGCAGCGUGGUGGUGCCCAUGAUGGCGCAGACGGCCAAGUUCAACUACGGCGAGUUCCUCACCCCAGACCAAGUGGACUACGACGUGGUGGAGCUGCCGUACCACGGGGACACGCUCAGUAUGCUCAUCGCUGCCCCCUACCGCCGAGAGGUGCCCCUGGCUGCCCUGACCCGGGUUCUCGACGCCCAGCUGGUGGGCAAGUGGAAGACGAACAUGACCCAAGUGCCCCGGCAGCUCGUGCUUCCCAAGUGA